Messenger RNA from Psylliodes chrysocephalus, 1642 nucleotides. NCBI's taxonomy places the organism in Eukaryota, Metazoa, Arthropoda, Insecta, Coleoptera, Chrysomelidae. The record is from the annotation of a GenBank genome assembly.
AUCAGUUACAUAGUUCGUGAUAAUAUUACAUGUAUAUUGUUAAAAUAAAGCUUUUUUUACAUGUUUUACAAAAAUCGAAAAAUUAAUCGGUUACGAUUUUCAACAAAAGAAUCGAUUAUUCAACUACGUUUCAUUAAAUUAGAAUUCGACUGUCGCAUCGGCAAAUUUUUCAUUUUUUCUGCCUUUCUUCCAUUUGACGCCGUCGGUAUAGCUUGGUGUAUACCACGUUUAAUUUACAUUGUAAAGCAAGAUGGCAACUGAUCAGGAACAGGCUGGAGAUUGUCCCGAUGAUGUUGAAUCUUUAGAAGAGGAAGAAAUCGGACAGGAAAUAUCCAAGCAUAUCGAAAACUUCCCAAAUGUUUAUGCCGCUUUACAACAACAGCGAAACGCUGAAAUGCUGGCACUAUUACCUCCAGCUGUUAAAAGGAGAAUCAAAGCUUUAAAAAAAAUCCAGUUAGAGACUACCCACAUUGAAGCAAAGUUUUUUAAAGAAGUUCACGAUUUAGAGUGUAAAUAUCAUAAGCUGUACGUGCCCUUCUAUGAAAAGAGAAACACCAUAGUUAAUGGACAGUAUGAGCCCAAUGAUGAUGAAUCUCAAUGGCCAUCCGACGAUGAAGUUGAUCUGCCUGAAGCUGUCAAGGAAAAGAUCAAGAUCGAGGACACCAAGGAAACUGAAAUAAAAGAUGAGAAAGGCAUUCCUGAGUUCUGGUUGACCAUCUUCAGGAAUGUCUGUUUGUUAUCUGAAAUGGUGCAGCCACACGACGUGCCCAUUCUAAAGCAUUUGACUGACAUUAAAACAAUCUGCAAGGAAGAACCCAUGAACUUCAUCCUAGAAUUCCACUUUUCUCCAAACGAAUACUUCACCAACACCAUUUUAACGAAAGAAUACGAAAUGAAAUGCGCCCCCGAAGAGGACGACCCAUUCAGCUUCGAGGGCCCAGAGAUAUUCAAGUGCACCGGCUGCGUCAUCAACUGGAACAAAGGCAAAAACGUUACAGUAAAGACAGUAAAGAAGAAACAGAAGCACAAGAGUAGAGGCGUGAUCAGAACUGUCACCAAAACCAUUCAAAACGAUUCGUUCUUUAAUUUCUUCAGUCCGCCCACCAUUCCGGAGGAUACUAAAGAGGAGGAUUUGGACGAGGAUUUGAGGAAUUUACUGACCACCGAUUUCGAGAUAGGCCACUACAUCAGGGAAAGGAUCGUGCCACGCGCUGUGCUAUUCUUCACAGGAGAGGGAUGUGAGGACGAGGAUGACUUUGAAGAAGAGGAGGAAGAAGAGGACGAUGAGGAAGACGAUGGUGAGUCAGACGAUAAUAAGGAGACAGGAGGAAAAGGCAAUAAAGAUCAACAAAAUUGCAAGCAACAAUAAAUUAACGCUCCCAGCCAGCUCCCCAAUUUACUUCAGAGUGACUUCAAAAAGUUGUAAUAAUAUCUUCCUUAUUUCGUUAUAAUACUUCUACUUGGCUUUUUGAGAUUAUUUUUAUUAUUCGUUAUAGAAAUUCGUUGUUUCUAUGUCAGUUAUUAAAAGGAACUUGUUGAACCUGUGAACGUUUUUGUAGUCGCUACAUCAUCCAGUUUUUAGACUAAUUAAUUCCUAAAUUUGUUUUGUAUGGAAUAUAUUGAAUAAAAUCAUUUCGUAUAA